CAAAUCAAUGAGCAUCCAUUAAUCACAUUCAUUAAUUUAUACAGAAUCUUAACAAUGGCUGCAAUCUAUCAAUAUUGUAGCUUGUUCAUUACACUUACAUUGAUGCUCACAAUCAUUGGAAAGCCAGCUUUAGUAAUGGGCACAUUUCAACCCAGUCCAUGGACUCUUGCACAUGCCACAUUUUAUGGCGAUGAGACAGCUUCUGCCACCAUGGGAGGAGCAUGUGGGUAUGGGAAUUUGUUUGUGAACGGUUAUGGGACAGACACAGCAGCAUUGAGUUCAACAUUGUUCAAUAAUGGGUAUGCAUGUGGGACUUGUUAUCAAAUAAAAUGUGUUCAAUCGAGUGCAUGUAACACCAAUGUUCCUUACACUACAGUCACUGCCACAAAUAUUUGCCCUCCUAAUUGGUCUCAGGCCUCUGAUAACGGUGGAUGGUGCAACCCACCACGUUCACAUUUUGACAUGUCUAAGCCUGCUUUCAUGAAAAUUGCUCAGUGGAAGGCUGGUAUCGUCCCUGUUAUGUAUCGCAGAGUACCUUGCGUGAGAAGUGAAGGAUUUCGAUUCUCUUUCCAAGGAAAUGGAUAUUGGUUAUUGGUGUACGUGAUGAAUGUGGGAGGUGGAGGUGAUAUAGCAAACAUGUGGGUUAAAGGAAGUAGAACAGGAUGGAUUAGCAUGAGCCACAAUUGGGGUGCUUCUUACCAAGCAUUUGCAACACUUAGUGGCCAAACUCUUUCUUUCAAGAUUACUUCUUACACAACCAAAGAAACUAUAAUAGCUUGGAAUGUUGCUCCUUCCAACUGGGGUGCUGGACUAACCUAUUCCACACAUGUCAAUUUUCAUUGAAGUAUGUUGCCAUCAGUGCUCAUCCUUUUAAUUUACUUGUUUAAAUACACCACGGUUAUAUAUUUUUAUCUGUUGUGAUUAAUUUUCCACAAUCAAAGAGACUUUUUGUUAGUUUUACAAAUCUGAAAGUGAAAUGUAAACUCAAUGUAAUCGAGAGAUUAAUUAAUCACUAUGCAAUGAUAUUAUCAAAUUCUUUA
Medicago truncatula (barrel medic) is the source of this 1040-nucleotide messenger RNA. RefSeq names its product expansin-A18. The transcript is spliced from 3 exons. The coding region runs from base 55 to 843 and encodes 262 amino acids. The record is from RefSeq and is a predicted model, not a curated record. Gene Ontology annotation, biological process: plant-type cell wall organization. Gene Ontology annotation, cellular component: extracellular region. Lineage: Eukaryota; Viridiplantae; Streptophyta; Magnoliopsida; Fabales; Fabaceae.